Messenger RNA from Leptopilina boulardi, 1980 nucleotides. RefSeq names its product esterase E4-like. The record is from RefSeq and is a predicted model, not a curated record. The coding region runs from base 105 to 1781 and encodes 558 amino acids. The transcript has 7 exons. Lineage: Eukaryota; Metazoa; Arthropoda; Insecta; Hymenoptera; Figitidae.
ACAGUUUGUUGGAAAUUUUUUCGUAUUACUUUUUUUGAUAAAUAUAAUUUACUAGAAACAAAAUAAAAAUUAUUUUUUUAAAUUAAAUAUAAUUUAUUUCAAAAAUGGAAUAUUUGGGAUUUUUUAUUAUUUGCUUCAUGUGUUGUUCAUUGAUAAAUUGUGAUCAAUUGGUGAAAAUAAAUCAAGGAUUAAUUAAGGGAACAACAAUGAGAACACGAAAUGGAAGAGAAAUUUCCAUUUUUCUUGGAAUACCGUAUGCCGAACCACCAAUUGGAAAAUUAAGAUUUAGUAAUCCAAUUCUGGCAAAAAAUUGGAAUGGAUUACGUUUAGCGAAUAGAGAAGGAAAUUUUUGUCCUCAAAUUGAAGUUGAAGGAUUAAUUGGCGAAGAAGACUGUCUGUAUUUAAAUGUUUUUACACCUAUUUUAAAUUUUAAUAAAUCUAAGAAUAUCAAUAAAAAUGAUUUAUUGCCAGUUAUGGUAAGAAUUCAUGGCGGAGGAUUUCUUGUUGGAAGUAGUAAUUUCACAUACUAUGGUCCAAAUUAUCUUUUAGAUAAGAACAUUAUUCUUGUAUCAAUAAAUUAUCGUUUAGGAAUUUUAGGAUUUUUUGCUACAAAAGAUUCCAUAGUUUCUGGUAAUUUUGGAUUAAAAGAUCAAGUUCUUGCUCUUAAAUGGGUUAAAAGAAAUAUUAAAUAUUUUGGCGGCGAUCCAAAUAGAGUUACUUUAUUUGGAGAAAGUGCAGGUGGUGCUUGUGUUGGUUUACAUGCAAUUUCCGAUGCAUCCAAUGAUUUAUUUCAUCAAUACAUUUUCCAAAGUGGCAGUGCAUUGGGACCAUGGGCUUUUCGUAAUAGAAGAAAUUUAGAUCCAUAUGUAAAUGAACUUAUUAAAAAUGUAAAUUGUCCAAAUAUCAAUAAUUCGACAAUAAUUGUCAAUUGUUUGAGAGAGAAAAGUAUUUUUAAAUUAUUAAAUGCCGUGCCAUAUGAUGGUUUUAAUUUUUCCAAAUUAGCAUGGAUUCCAACUAAUGAAAUAAAAACAAAAGAUGCUUUUCUAAUUGAUAGUCCUGAGAAUCUUAUAAAAUUGAAUAAAUUAAAAGAUUUACCAUCAAUGAGCGGAAAUGUUGGCGACGAAGGUUUACCAGUUACAUUAUCGUUUUACAAAAAUCAAACAAAUUAUUAUCAGACAAUGUUAUUGGCACUGGAUAAAUAUAUUAAUUCGACAGCAUAUCAUUAUAUGAAACCGAAUAAUGUAACAAAAUUUUCAAGAAUUAUUCAUAAUUUUUAUUUUAACGAAACAGUUGUAGCUGAUAAAAACAAAAUUCUAAGAAGUUUUACAAAUUUUGUUUCCGAUUGUCGAUUUAUCUAUCCUCAAAUGAUGCUGAUGGAGAAAAUGAAAAAAAUCAUUAAGAGUCCAUUUUAUAUUUAUUCAUUUAAUUAUCGUGGUAAUGAAAGUGUGGUUUCUUUGGAAAAUGGAAUAAAAGGAAAUAUUGGCGUCACACAUGGAGAAGAACUUUUAUAUCAUUUUCCUAGAAUUCCAUUAAGUGAAACGGCAAAAGUAGAUCAACGAAUGAUCGAUAUAAUGGUCGAUUUAUGGACAUCAUUUGCCAUUAGCGGUAAACCAUCAUCUGAUCAUUUAAGCAAUAGCGAUCUUUGGCAAUCUUAUGUGGAAAAUGAAAAUUUUCUUCAAAUCGGAAAUCCUAUCAAUAAUAACGAUCCGUCCAUUACUCUCAGCCAGGAUUUUUUUAACGAUCGUAUGGAUUUUUGGAAAAUAAAUUUCCCUUCGGACUAAUUUUUUUAUAUAUAUUUUAUAUUUAAUUAUGUAGAUCUAUGACUUAUUUAUAAAUAUUUAAUAAAAAAGCUUCGGUUACAGUCAUAGAAAACAGGAGAUAUUCAGUCUGACUAAAAAUAUGUUUUACCACUGAUACCAACUUUAAAUAAAACAAAAUUUAAUAUGUUUAGUCUGACUUUAACUAACUUUUACUACUGAU